Molecule: messenger RNA, 1695 nt
Organism: Bactrocera oleae (olive fruit fly)
Lineage: Eukaryota; Metazoa; Arthropoda; Insecta; Diptera; Tephritidae
Product: dnaJ homolog subfamily C member 25 homolog
Biological process (GO): protein folding
Cellular component (GO): endoplasmic reticulum membrane
Source: RefSeq, a predicted model, not a curated record
UAUGUAUCUCUGCCAGCUGUUGCACAGAUGAACGAGAAUAUAUAUAAUAGACGUUCUCUGUUGUUGUCUUUUCGGAACGAUGUAGGAAAAAGAGAGCUGAAUAAUUGUGGCAAUUUAGAGACUGAGCCGUGUAGUUAGAUUUGGAGAACAUAAUAUUUUUCUAUUAGAAUGUAAUAUGUCAUUCUUAGUAAUAUUAAAACUUAAGUGAUGUUAUUUCAGCAAACACGUUAAUUGUUCAUUUAAAGUAUAGUGCUUGAAAUAGCCAAACAUUCGCGUCAAAAAUACUGAUUCAGGUGAAGUUAUCGUUGAUAAUUUUUAUAGAACGCGGAAAACAGAACGUGGCAAAGUAUCGUUAGCGGCCACAGGUGUUUAUUGGUGUCGUAUUCAUAGUAUUGAAGUUUUACAAGUUUGAAUUAAUUAUCAAAUAAAAAUGCGAUUUGCGCAAUAUAUUUGUUUCGUGGCCAUUUCCUUAGCCAUGGUGCCAGCAUGUUUAGGGCUUUUGGAUGGUAUCUACUGCGGCAGGGAAGAUUGUUAUGAUGUCUUGGGUGUAACUCGUCAAUCCACCAAAUCCGAAAUAGGAAAAGCGUAUCGUUUGUUAGCUCGAAAACACCAUCCUGACAUGCAUCGGGGUGCUGAAGCAAAAGCGGAGGCAGAGAUAAAGUUCAAGUUGGUUGCCACUGCGUAUGAAAUCCUGCGAGACGAUGAAUCACGAAGAGAUUAUGACUAUAUGUUAGACCACCCAGAGGAAUACUAUUCACAUUACUAUCGCUACUAUCGAAGACGUGUUGCGCCAAAAGUCGAUGUUCGCAUCGUCAUUGUUGCAACUCUUACAAUAGUUUCUAUCAUUCAGUACUACUCGGGACUACAGCGUUAUGAUAGCGCUAUAAAAUAUUUGGCAACUGUGCCAAAAUAUCGGAAUCAGGCAAUAGAAAUUGCCAAAGACGAGAUUGAAAAAAUAAGUAAUCGUAAGGGCAAGAAUCGAAUGUCAAAGAGUGAUCAACGCGAAGAAAUUGAACGCAUUGUCCGUAAAGUUAUAGAGGAAAAGAUGGAUGUUAGGGGUGGCUAUGCUAAACCUUCAAUAUAUGACGUACUGUGGGUCCAGUUGCUGAUUUGCCCAUACACAUUGCUUAGUUUCUUAGUUUGGCAUGCAAAAUGGAUUUGGAAAUUCACAAUAAGGAAGCAGCCGUACGGACGAGAUGAAAAGCUUCAUUUGAUAAGGCGUUAUAUGAAAAUGGGUGAGAACCAAUUUAAUGGAUUAGAAGAUCAUCAAAUUGAAGAAUAUUUACGAUUGGAGCUAUGGGAAAAGGAUAAGUUUGAAGAAUGGCAUGAAGAGCAGGAAGAGGAGAUGAAAAAGAAAUUGGCAGAGAACCCACGAUACAAAUCUUACCGACGAUAUAUGAAAAACCAUGGACCAGGAAGAAUGACAUUUGAGGACUAAAAGACCAACGCCUCAAAUUCAAUUAAUACAUACUUAUGUUAAAGAUAAACUAAAAAUUUGCUAAAAAAUAUUUAUUUAAUUUCCUAAAUAACAGUAAAGUAGAAUACAAUAUACAAUACAUAUUAUUAUGGCUAAUAUAUCAACAUGUAUUUAAGUUGAUCAAGUUUUAUUGAUUCCGUUUUCAAAAUGUCUUUCUUUUUGUCAUCGAAAUAUGUUUUAAAAAUAAAAUGAAUUUACUGUAAACGUAACAACUUUAA